GCGAGGAGCCGCAUUCCCGGGUUGUGCCUACGCAUGUGAUGAAAGUGUCAACUCUCAGGGAAAGCAUGACCAUGGCUUCCCCAUCGCCACGGGAGCUGGAGGAGGAGCUGAUGGCGGCAGGCUCGGAGCCAGGUGACCCUCAGGCCAAACCCCCUGUCAAGCCAAAACCUCGGGCCCUGCCUGCCAAGCCAGCCCUCCCUGCCAAGCCCAGCCUGCUGGUACCUGUUGGGCCUCGGCCCCCUCGGGGCCCCCUGGCUGAACUGCCUUCUGCCCGGAAGAUGAACAUGUUGGCGGGACCCCAACCCUAUGGGGGCAGCAAGCGCCCCCUACCCUUUGCAACGAGGUCAACCGCCGAGGCAGCUCCAGGAGGAGAAGCCCGAGACACUGGGAAGGAAGAGGCCGGGAAGGAAGAGCUUCCCCCAACGACACCCCCAGCCCGAUGUGCUGCCCCUGCAGGUGUGAGGAAGGCCCCUGCCCCUUUCCGGCCCACCUCAGAGCGCUUUGCAGCUGCCACGGUGGAGGAGAUACUGGCCAAGAUGGAGCAGCCCCGCAAGGAGGCCCCUGCUAGCCCUGACCGCCUCUGGGGCUCCCGCCUCACCUUCAACUACGAUGGCAGCUCCAGGUACGGCCCCAGGACCUGUAGCAUAAUCUCCAGUGCCAGCCUUGAGGACAGUGGGACCCUCUCCAAGACCUUGUCCCAGGAGGGGCCAACGGCAUCACCUGAGAGCCUGGAAGGCUACAGCAAGACCCCUGAGAAGAACCCUACUUCGGACCAGGCCUUCAAUGGGGACCUGGCUCAUCCGCAGGCCAGCCCAGACCCACCAUCCGAUAACUCCAUGCCCUGCGUCCCUUCCAGCCCCAGUCCUGCUGCAGAGAAUGGGGGCUCCCCCAGCCCAAAUUCACUGGAGGACAGAGCUUGCCACGAUGCUCAGCGCCCAGAACCCCAGAGUCCUGCCGCUUCCCCCCACCACCCCUCGACACCGGCAUCGCCAGCUGCAACCUUGACCCUCGGCUCUGCUAGCCCUGCCUUGGGGGACCCCAAACCCAGCAGCCCCUCACACGGAGAGGUUGAGGAGGUCACUGCAGAAGUCUCGGGACAAGAAAGCCCAGAAUUGCCCCCUGUUAACUCACCCCGGCCACUGAUGGAGGACGCUGAGGGGCUCCAUUUGACUCGGAUGCUUCCAUCGGGUGCCGAGGCCCCAGCAGGCGACCUGCGCCCCACCACCCUGGCCCAGCGGCGGUUUUCAGAAGGUGUGCUCCAGCCGCCUGCCCAGGACCCCGAGAAACUUGGGGGCUCUCUGGCGGCCCUGCCCCAGUCUCAGGGGAGUCAGCUGGCCUUGGAUCGCCCCUUUGGGAGCGGGACGGAGUCCAACUGGAGCCUGUCCCAGUCCUUUGAGUGGACCUUCCCCUCGAAGCCUUCAGGGCUGGGGGCCUGGCGGCUGGACUCUCCACCCCCCUCUCCCAUCACCGAGGCCACUGAGGCUGCUGAGGCCGCCGCCGAGGCAGCAGACUGGGCUGCAUCUCAGCAACGCUGCGGGACCCGAUCAGCUCCCGAAGGCUCAGGACAGCCUUGUUCUGGGGUGCAGGCCGAGGACAAGGGCUGUUCCCUCACCCAGAAAAGCCAUAGGGAGAGUCAGCCCCUGUCUCCAGCGGUUUCCCCAGGACCGGCCCUGCUGCAGGCAGAGGAGCGGUGCGAGCAGCGGGGCCCCGUGGCCGGACAGGAGUCCCCACUUCCCGAGGCCUCCAGGGAGGCUGCCUUGCCAGUCCUGGAGCCCCUCCUGGGGCAGCAGCAGCCAGCACCCUCUGACCAGCCCUGCGUGCUUUUCGCUGACACCCCUAAACCCGGCCUGGCGUUGCCUGCUGAGGAAGAACCCGUGGCCCUAGUCCAGGCCAAGACCAACCAACCCGGGAUGGAGCCUCCUGACAGUUCUCGGGUAUCCCCUGAGCCCGCAGGCCCUGCCAAUGGCUCCCGUUGGCUGGAUGACCUCCUGGCCUCACCGCCACCCCUGAGCACUGAUGGUGCACGCCAGGCAGCUGGACCCAAACCAGAGGACCUGCGAACGCCUGACCACUGCUCCGAGGGACUCCUCGGCUGGUCCCGGAAAGAUCUGCAGAAGGAAUUUGGGAUUGCGACAGACACCCCUCCCCGAAGCGUGAGUCCUCCCAGCUGGGCACAGGACACUUCUCAGGACUAUGACCUUAGGGCUUCGAGCCCUCCUGGAGACCCAGGCUUGACAGAGAGAGACUGGUCUAGCCCAUGUAGGCCAGGAAUUGGGGAGGGAAGUACCACUAGGGACUGGGCCAGUGGACGUGGCAUCAGCCAGGAGGAGCCAGAGGUGGACCACGGCCUGGGCGAUGGGUUCGGAGUGUCUGAGCUUGGGGGGCUCGCCACCCAGGACCAAGCAGUGAGGACACCAGCCCUGCAGAGUCAGGAGGCCGCGUUACAGCAGGAUUGGGAGUUCACUAAGAGGGGCACCCAGGCCGCUUUCUCUAGUCGUAAUACGGAGCACCACAACGAGGAAUUUGGGAAGAGAGACUCGACGGGCACCUACAGCAGUCGGGACACGAGCUUCCAGGACUGGGAGUUUGAGAAGAAAGAGCCUCUGGGGGUGUAUGGUAGCACAGAUGCUGGCCAGCAGAGCCCGGAGCAUGGCAGAGAUGACCAUCAGGGCAGGUAUAGCAGCCAGGAGGCCAGAGAGCAAGACUGGGAGUUUGGCAAGAGGGAGCCCUCCCUGGGCCCUGAAGGCAGCCUGGGGCCAGAUCAGCCGGACCCAGACUUCGGGAACAACGCCUGGAUGGGGGAUUAUGGUGGCGGCGGCAGCAGCAGCACAGGGGCCCUGGGUUCCCAGGAACGAAACUUCGGGUUUCGAGCCCUGAGCGCUGGCUUCAGUCCUGAAGAUGCCCAGCAGCAGGAUGAAGAGUUCGAGAAGAAGGGCCCAAGUGGGGCAGACAGCCCUAGCCAAGCUCCCCACAGGCAGGCUAGCCAGGCUGGGGAAACUGAGGCAGGGGGCUUAUUCAGCUCAAGCAACCCACCUUCUCAGGCUGGGACCUCGGGACAGAGAGAGCAGAGCAGCUGGCAGGGCAGUGGCACCAGCCUGGACGGGGGUGGGUGGCAGGGCCAGGUGGGGCUAGGGUCCCAGAGCCCUAGCCAGGCUGAGCAGGAAGUUGGGGAGAUGGGAACACGGGGCUGGGCCAGUGACUUCCGCCACAGUGUCACCUCCCAGUCCGAGGCAGUGUUCCGGCCAGGACAGCAGGCCUGGAGUGGCGAGUUCAGCUUGGAGUCCCCCGGGACGGCUGCUGAAAGGAGCCAUCACUUUGGUAUAAUCGGCAAUGACCGGGCAAGUGGGGCAGGCCCAAGCCCAUCUGACGAGAUGGGGGGCAGCCCCUUCGCAUCCCCCGAAAAACCCUCGGCAGGACCUGUGGACUGGACUGACCAGCUGGGCCUCAGAAACUUGGAAGUACCGAGCUGUGUGGUUUCUGGGGGUUCUCACCAGGCCAGGGAGGACGCUGCGGGACCAGUGGGUUGGUCAGACACACUGGGUCUGACCAGUCAGCUGGGGUCAGGGGGGCCUGAGGAGGAGCCCCGUGGAGUGGGCGUUGGGGAGAAGGACUGGACUUGCAGUGUGGGGGGAAGGGGCCUAGAGUUGCAGGGGGUAGAAGAGAUAGAGGUGCACAGCCAGGUCAGAGAGAGUGGUGUGGGGCAAACUGGCUGGUCAGGGGUGGAGGCCGGGGAGUUCCUGAAAUCAAGAGAGCGUGGAGUGGGCCAGGCAGAUUGGACGCCCAGCUUGGGCCUGAGUGACCUGAGCCCCAGGCCCCGGGAGAGCGGGGCCGGCCAGGUAGACUGGAGCGACAAUCUGGGCCUGCGGAAUUUGGAGGUGCCCUGUCACCCCGACUCUGAAGGUUCUCAGGCGCCUCGGGGGUGUGGCGUGGGACAGAUGGACUGGACACAAGACUUGGAGCCCCAGCACAUGGAAAUUUCUGGAGCCCCCAGUGAAACCAGGGAGCACGGGGUGGGAGAGGUCAGCCAACCCAUUGAGCCAGCCCUCAGGAGCAACGGAGCCCUGUCCCCUGACCCAGAGACCAGAGACCCCUUGGAAGCCAGAGAGCUGGGGGUUGGGGAGACCUGUGGAGCAGAAACCCAGGGACGAGAAGACCCCUUGCCCGGCCUGGAGACCCAGCUUGAAGACUCGACAUUGGAGACAGGAAAUGCCUCCAGUUUGGGAACCAGUCCAGGUGCCCGCUCACCACCAUCAGGCUCCCAGGAUCUGCUGGAGGAGAUGCUGGCGGCCAGCAGAGAGGCCGCAGCCUCACGUCUCCAGGGCCUGUCAGAGGAGGCAGGUGCCAAGGAGGAUUCUGCCCCAGCAGAGUCCCCUCUGCCCUCCUGGAGACCCCAGCCCGACGGGGAGGCCAGCCGGACAGAAGAAGUGGACGGCACCUGGGGCCCCUCCAGGGCCGAGCUGGAUCAGCAAGGACCCACGCAGCCCCCUCGACGGUCCCUGCAGGGCCCACCCCCCAGCUCCUUGAGCCAGGACUUUGACUUCAUCGAGGACACCGAGAUCCUCGACAGUGCCAUGUACCGGAGUCGUGCCAGCCUGGGACGCAAGCGUGGGCACCGGGCCCCCGCCAUCCGGCCAGGGGGCACCCUGGGGCUGUCAGAAGCAGCAGACUCAGACGCACGUCUGUUCCGGGACUCCACGGGCGCAGACCCCACAGAACCACGGGCUUCUCGGGUGCCAUCUUCCGACGAGGAGGUGGUGGAGGAGCCUCAGAACCGCCGGACCCGCAUGUCCUUGGGCACCAAGGGGCUGAAAGUCAACCUCUUUCCUGGCCUGAGCCCCUCAGCCCUGAAGGCCAAGCUGCGCCCACGGAAUCGUUCGGCCGAGGAGGGGGAGCCAGUGGAGAGCAAACCCCACCAGAAGGAGUCGGCGGUGCAGCGUUCCAAAUCCUGCAAGGUCCCGGGGCUGGGAAAGCCUCUCGCCUUACCCCCCAAGCCAGAAAAAUCCUCAGGGUCAGAAAGCUCAUCACCCAAUUGGCUGCAAGCCCUGAAGCUAAAGAAGAAGAAGGUCUAAAGGGUCACUAAG
Suncus etruscus (white-toothed pygmy shrew) is the source of this 5081-nucleotide messenger RNA. It is a transcript of the gene CNOT12, whose product is annotated as tankyrase 1 binding protein 1. NCBI's taxonomy places the organism in Eukaryota, Metazoa, Chordata, Mammalia, Eulipotyphla, Soricidae. The record is from RefSeq and is a predicted model, not a curated record. Gene Ontology annotation, cellular component: nucleus; heterochromatin. The coding region runs from base 39 to 5069 and encodes 1676 amino acids. Gene Ontology annotation, biological process: cellular response to ionizing radiation; double-strand break repair. The transcript has 11 exons.